Belonocnema kinseyi is the source of this 2489-nucleotide messenger RNA. RefSeq names its product nuclear pore complex protein Nup93-like. The transcript has 7 exons. Gene Ontology annotation, molecular function: structural constituent of nuclear pore. Gene Ontology annotation, cellular component: nuclear pore. Lineage: Eukaryota; Metazoa; Arthropoda; Insecta; Hymenoptera; Cynipidae. Bases 1 to 2433 code for a protein of 810 amino acids. Gene Ontology annotation, biological process: protein import into nucleus; poly(A)+ mRNA export from nucleus. The record is from RefSeq and is a predicted model, not a curated record.
AUGGGAGAUACUGAUUUUAACGAGCUUUUGAGAGAAGCUGAACAACUUUCAGCAGCCGUUGAAGGAAAUGGAGAACUUCCACAGGUUGAAAGAAAUCUUCGCCAGAUAUUGCAGGAUUCCAACGAACUCUUGUCUCGUGUUAUGCAAACUGGCACCCAGGACAAUCAAGUCCAGGCACAUCUUCUUCUGGGUUCUCGAGGAGUCGAUUUACCUCAGAUUUCUCAGAAACUCAAUUCUCUUAGCACUCGAAGGACAUUCGAACCGUUGGAUCCAAUUGCAGAUACGGAUAUUGUUAGUUACCUCAGGAAUGAGAAAGAAAACGCUAUUUUAUCCAUUAUUGAACAAGUCCAUAAGGAUACCUUCCAGUUGAAUAGAGUACAGCAAGUAGAACACAUUCUAGGCGAAUGGAAGCAAAUGCGAUACGAAAUAAUGAAUGCCAUGACGGCUCCGUCUGGAGAAUUGGUCGAUUUACGAGGAACACCCCAGCGCACAAAAUUAGCUGGCUCAAUGAUCAGUGGACUCUCCAGUGUGGAAGUUGCUUACGCCAAAGAACUGCAAAACUACAACGAUCAUAUUCUUCGUGGUGUUACAAGACCCAGUUUGUUUGCACUCUAUUCCAAAGCUGCAGAGUCCUUCAACGAUAAAAAAGUAUUGGACAUGUGGCAAAUGGUGAAGUGCAUGGUCGACAUUCCUCCGACGCCAAGAGGACAUCAAAUACAGUCAAGAUCGAGUCCUCAAGUCGAGCAAAAGAUCAUUCAUCAGGCACGCAAGUACCUUGAGAAUAGAUACAAGGAAUUCAUGAACUCAGUUGUCAAUGAGAAUCUGGCACAAGCAAAACGUGGUGGAUUGCCGGGAACGUUGCCACUCGUCAAGAGUUUCGUUGGCAUUAAAGUACAGAAUUUCCGUGACUUGGAAGACGUUCUUAUUGAUGAUAAGCCUCUAUGGCCGCUCAUUUAUUAUUGCAUGAGAGCGGGCGACUUUAAAGCUGCGCUCCAGUGUUUAAGUCAGUGUGGCUCGGCUUUUCAAGAAUUUAGACAAGCCCUCGAAGAAGCUUCGAAAGAUCCUGAACUUCGACCUGGAGGUCGUACUGAGUCGAUCGUAAAAUUACACUACAGAAAGCAUGUGCGAUCCGCGACUGAUCCUUACAAGAGAGCAGCUUAUUGUGCCCUCGUUCCGUGCGAGCCUGACGAUCUUCAUUCUGAGAUCAUGUCCACGGCUGAUGAUUAUCUCUGGCUCAAAUUGUGUCAAAUUAGGGAGCAACCUGACCCCGAACAUAAACUGACGCUGGAUAGUUUGCAGACGACGAUACUGGAAGUGUAUGGGGAAUCCUAUUAUCACGCACAUGAGCAGCCUUUCUUGUACUUUUCUAUGCUCUUUCUCACUGGACAGUUCGAAUCAGCAAUUGAGUUUUUGGCAAGAGGAGCUGGAGCUCGUCAUUUGCCUCAUGCUGUUCAUUUGGCGACAGCUAUGCAUGAGCACAAUUUGUUAGCCGUUAGUCAAAGUGUUUUAGCGCCACUAAUAAGUACUGAUCUUGCUGACAAACCUCCAGCGAAAAGGCUCAAUUUCGCGAGACUGAUCCUGCUUUAUGUUAAGAGAUUCGAGUCUUCAGAUCCCAAGGAAAGUCUUCACUACCUCUUUUUAUUGAGGAGCAUGAAAGAUCCCUACGAAAGGAACAUGUUUGCGGCAUCAACUGCGGAAAUGGUGGUAGACGCAACCGCCACAAAUCGAUCCUUAUUAAUUGGAAGGAUCGACAAAGAUCGGCGACUGCCAGGGGUUUUAGAUCAAUUCCAGGUCAAUACAGACGAUAUUAUAAAUAUUGCUGCUGAGACCUUGUACAGGAAAGGGCUUUUGGAAGACGCAGUAUCGAUGUACGAUCUGGCUGGAAAUCACGAGAAAGUUUUGAAUUUAAUGUGCAUGCUGUUGGCACAAGUCGUGAGUCAAAAGGGAGAACCUGGAUCAUUGAGAGCGCGACUGCACGAGACGGCCACUGAACUUAGUGUUAGGUAUCAAGGAUUACCAAUUCAAGCCCCUUCUGAAUUAGUAGCAGCUUUUUACACAUUGCGAGAUCUGAUAGUCUUUUUUGACCAGUUUCACAACGAGCAGCAUCAAAGUGCUUUGAUGACUAUCGCUGAGUCGAGAUUGUUGCCUUUGAGUAUGAAGGAAGUUGAUGAACGAGUUACUGCUUUGCGUCGUGUCUCCCCGGAAGUUUCAGGCACCUUAGCUGAUGUUCUUUUGGCUACAAUGACGAUUCUUUAUAGACAGUAUCAGAAAUUACGUUCGGCGGAACCCGGCGAUGAGGUCGCUAGAGAACAGCAACUGAGAGACUUGAGGGACCAAGCUCGUGCUUUAACGAGCUUUGCCGGAACUUUGCCUUAUCGUAUGCCAAACGAAACUAAUAGUAAACUUGUUCAGAUGGAGAUACUUAUGCAUUGAGAUUUUUUUUUUCUGUAAAACAAAUUCUUUAGUGUAAUUAGGUAUUAACAGUAUUU